AUGGAUAGCUUUCACAAGCCGAGUGCUUUAAGUUUUGACGGAAAUACAUCAGAAAAUUGGAGACGAUUUAAGCAGCAGUUUCAGAUAUAUUUAGUCGCGUCGGGAAGCGAAGACAAAGACGACCCGAUUAAAAUAGCCAUAUUGUUAAAUUUUGCCGGCGAAGAUGCUAUAGAAGUUUUCAAUACUUUCGAGUUUUCUGCUGGGGAUGAUAAGAAAUUGGAUAAGCUUAUCGAACAGUUUGAAAGGUAUUGUAACCCCAGAAAAAAUGUAGUCUUCGAGAGAUACCAGUUCUGGAAAAUUACGCAGAGAGAUUCAGAGACGGUUGACCAAUUUGUCACAAGAUUAAAGAACAAAGUAAAAUCGUGCGAAUAUACAUCGGUUGACGAUAUGGUAAGGGACAAGUUUGUGUUUAGUAUACAAGACUUAACUGUGAAAGAAAGAUUGUUAAGAGAAGAGAAACUUACACUGGAAAAAGCUAUAAGUAUGGCUAGAGCAGCCGAAGCGUCGAAGGGACAGAUUAAAGUCAUGAAUGCUAGGGCGCAGUCGAGCGAAGCAAAUCAGUCGGUAAAUGUUCUUCGAUAUGACGCCAAUCAAGGAAAAGGGCAGAUAGGUAGCCGUCGUGAAAAAACAAAGUCCGAAAAGUGUGGAUUCUGUGGUAUGGUUCACGCAUUAAGAUCUUGCCCGGCAUUCGGCAAAACAUGCAACUAUUGUAAGAAGACAGGACAUUUUGAGCGUGUGUGUCGAGCGAAGCAACGACAACGUGACUCUAGACUGAGAGAAGUGAAUGUCUUGGGGGAAUUCGAAGACAGCGAAGUUAGCGAGGAUGAUUUAUUGACAUUUUCAGUAGAGUCAAAUAACGAGGGCAGCUCAAAGAAUGACUGGCAUGGUCCAGCUUAA
Paramuricea clavata is the source of this 897-nucleotide messenger RNA. Lineage: Eukaryota; Metazoa; Cnidaria; Anthozoa; Malacalcyonacea; Plexauridae. The record is from the annotation of a GenBank genome assembly.